Molecule: messenger RNA, 2631 nt
Organism: Physcomitrium patens
Lineage: Eukaryota; Viridiplantae; Streptophyta; Bryopsida; Funariales; Funariaceae
Product: importin subunit alpha-1
Biological process (GO): protein import into nucleus
Cellular component (GO): cytoplasm
Molecular function (GO): protein binding; nuclear import signal receptor activity
Source: RefSeq, a predicted model, not a curated record
AAAACAAAUGGCUCAUGAGAAGGGGCGACCAGUCAAAGCUCCUGAACAACAUCACUAAAAGAAACACGAAGCGCCAGCGUGGCGUCCAAGUCGACUCACAGGAUUAAUUACAAACAGCGGCUUCAGACUCCACCUCAGCCCUAAAAUUCUAAACCCCGAUUCUCGAGCUCCGUCGCAAUUUGAAUUUUUUUCAUCUCUGGCGUGCGUCGGAGCGACUGUUGCUAUGUCUGUGUCUUUUAUACCAUGCAACUUGCUGUGCUAUUUUGCUAUCCUGGCGCUUAUUUCAUCUCAGACAGCUCCUUUGCUGUCGCUUCUUUUGGCUUGCUGUUCUUACUGUUUUCUGAAGUCGUGACCUGACCUGAAGUGUAGUAUCGUGUGCUUAAUCUCGUUGUUUGCUGUCUCUUGUCUUCGUUGGAUUUCUUCGCUGUAGUCUGUGUUGUUGCCCGUUCCACACCUGUCAUUAUGUCUCUCCGACCCAGCGCCCGGACUGAAGUUCGCAUGAAAGGAUACAAGCUUGCUGUUGAUGCCAUGGAGGCGAGGAGAAAGAGAGAGGAUGGGAUGGUGGAGAUUAGGAAGUCCAAGAGGGAUGAGAACCUUCAGAAGAAGCGUAGGGAGGGCUCACAACUGCACCAGCAGUUCACUCCCGCCCAAAGUGCCUCGUCAGAGAAGAAGCAACUUGAGAGCCUUCCGGGGAUGGUCGCCGCGAUAUGCUCGGAUGAUCCAGCUACACAACUGGAAGCGACAACUCAGUUCCGAAAGCUGCUCUCUAUUGAACGCAGUCCUCCAAUCGAGGAAGUCAUAUCGGCGGGUGUUGUACCCCGCAUUGUUGAAUUUUUAGUCCGUGGUGAUUUUCCGCAGUUGCAGUUUGAAGCUGCAUGGGCGUUGACGAAUAUUGCAUCAGGCACGUCUGACCACACUCGCGUGGUGAUCGACCAUGGGGCUGUUCCCAUAUUUGUCCAACUUUUGAGUUCCCCAAGCGAUGAUGUUCGUGAGCAGGCUGUUUGGGCUCUGGGUAAUAUCGCCGGAGACUCUCCUAAAUGUCGUGACCUUGUGCUUGGUCAUGGAGCAUUGAUGCCUCUUCUCGCCCAGCUUACCGACAACACUAAAUUAUCCAUGCUCAGAAAUGCCACUUGGACGCUCUCCAACUUUUGUCGUGGAAAACCUCAGCCUUCCUUUGAACAGUCCAAACCCGCACUCCCCGCGUUGGAGCGCUUGGUCCAUUCCACCGAUGAAGAGGUCCUGACUGAUGCGUGCUGGGCUCUCUCUUACUUGUCCGAUGGGACCAAUGAUAAGAUUCAGGCCGUUAUUGAAGCUGCCGUGUGUCGGCGUCUCGUAGAGCUUUUGCUCAGCCACCCUUCACCCUCAGUGCUCAUCCCUGCCUUGCGAACAGUCGGAAAUAUUGUUACUGGCGACGAUCUUCAAACACAGUUCAUCAUCGACUGCCAGGCCUUGCCCUGCCUGCUCGCACUAUUGACCAACAACCACAAGAAGAGCAUUAAGAAAGAAGCAUGUUGGACUAUCUCCAACAUCACUGCCGGAAACAAAGAGCAAAUUCAGGCUGUUAUCGAUGCCAACAUUAUCCCACCUGUGGUGGCUCUUCUUGCAACUGCCGAAUUUGACAUCAAGAAGGAGGCCGCUUGGGCGAUAUCCAAUGCUACUUCCGGUGGAACGCCCGAGCAGAUCAAGUUUCUUGUCAAUCAAGGGUGCAUUAAGCCUCUUUGUGACUUGUUGACCUGUCCAGACCCAAGAAUUGUAACGGUUUCCCUUGAAGGACUAGAAAACAUUCUGAAAGUUGGUGAGCAGGUCAAGGAUAGUGGUAGCAACGGAGAUGUGAACUUGUAUGCUCGCUACAUUGAUGAAGCUGAAGGCUUGGAGAAAAUUGAGAACCUUCAGACUCACGACAACAAUGAGAUUUAUGAGAAGGCCGUCAAAAUCCUGGAAACGUAUUGGCUGGAAGAGGAUGAAGACCAGAACACUGCUCCUGUCACAGAAGGUCAAAACUUUGCUUUCGGCUCGAGUAAUCCCUCAGGUGCCCCCCCUGGUGGCUUCAACUUUGGUUAGGUAGUGGAACUCUAGUACGGGUCACUGUGGGUGCACCCCGAUUAUGAUUACUGAGGAAAAGUCACCAGGUUGUUGACCUAAUAGUGUAGGAGUGUGAUCAACCAUUAGGCUAGCAGAACUAUUCUUUUGUACUUGAAUGCUUCAUCUCGAGUUUAUUCAAGGCCCGUCAGGAUAAUACGCACCAAGAAGAUUUCAAACAAUGCAUGGCAGAAUUGCGUGGACGCGCAGGAUUAUUGCCAAGGUUAUUGUAGUGCCAGACAUGGUCCGAUGUGUGCAGACUAUACGCUGCAUACUUUCGACUUAAACCCAGGAUGCUCUGUUAAUGGGUUGUCUCAAAAUCAACAUUGAUGUGCCACUGCUAUCCUACCUGACGUCGUCUCUGCCCCGCCCUCACCAAAUCUGAUGUUUUCAGUGAGGAACACUCUGUCAUAGCUGCCAAGCGCUCCCAUCCAGUUGUUACCAGCUUGACAGUUUAAUUUGAGGAUUGAUUAGUCUAAGGUGUCUAAAUUCCUUAUCACGUACCUUUCUUGACCAGGAAGAUUGCAAUAGAAUUAUUCAAAUUCAAGCCGA